Molecule: messenger RNA, 1326 nt
Organism: Arabidopsis lyrata subsp. lyrata
Lineage: Eukaryota; Viridiplantae; Streptophyta; Magnoliopsida; Brassicales; Brassicaceae
Product: myb-like protein Q
Exons: 4
Coding region: 1-1326 (441 amino acids)
Biological process (GO): regulation of DNA-templated transcription
Cellular component (GO): nucleus
Molecular function (GO): DNA-binding transcription factor activity, RNA polymerase II-specific; RNA polymerase II cis-regulatory region sequence-specific DNA binding
Source: RefSeq, a predicted model, not a curated record
AUGGAAGACCGGCGCCUUGUCCAUGGAGCUGUGCCGCCGUUGACAGCCGUUGAGAGAUUCUUAUACGGUCAAAAGAACGAUGUCUUGUGUUCCAAGAAAAAAGAGUGUUCUAGAGACCGACCGAUCGUGAAGACGAAAAUGUCGAUUGAGACUAGAAGCGACAACAAAGAGAACACAACGUUUGGGCCGACGAGGGAGAAACAUUUGGUCCUUAAUGGCGGCAACAGAAGCCCUAUUGGAGAACUGGUCGCUAGAAGUGCAGCCAGAGAUUAUCAAAACAGUCCGAAGAAACGAUCUUACAAGAACCUCAUCAAAGGGCAAUGGACGGCGGAAGAAGACAGGAAGUUGAUAAGGUUGGUGAGGCAACAUGGGGAGAGGAAAUGGGCACUGAUAUCGGAGAAACUUGAGGGAAGAGCAGGCAAACAAUGUCGUGAGAGAUGGCAUAAUCAUCUCCGUCCUAAUAUUAAGGGUUCUGACAUAUGUCCCUCGAUCUCUACGUUUUUGCCAAAACAAACAAAAAAUAAUCAGAAAGAUGGAUGGAGUGAAGAAGAAGAGAAGGUUCUUGUGGAAUCGCACAUGAGAAUCGGGAACAAAUGGGCAGAGAUAGCUAAACUCAUACCAGGACGGACUGAGAAUUCUAUCAAGAACCAUUGGAAUGCGACCAAGCGACGUCAAAAUUCAAAACGCAAACACAAACGCGAAUCAAACGCUGAUAACAAUGAUACCGAUGUCUCUCCAUCAGCUAAAAGGCCAUGCAUUCUCCAAGACUACAUCAAAAGCAUCGGGAGUAAUGACAUUAACAAGAACAAUGACGAGAACACCAUCAGUGUUCUUUCUACACCUAAUCUCGAUCAGAUCUAUUCUGAUGGAGAUUCCGCAUCGUCCAUGCUUGGCGAUCCAUAUGACGAAGAGCUGGUUUACCUUCAAAAUAUCUUUGCAAACCAUCCGAUUUCUCUUGAGAAUAUAGGUUUGAGCCAAACUUCCGAUGAGGUAACUCAGUCUUCAGCAACUGGUUUCAUGACCAAGAACCCUAAACCUAACUUGCACAACAACGUUGGAACUCAUCAUCAAGAGGCAGCGAUCACAGCUCCGGCGAAUACACCCCACCUUGCGUCUGAUAUAUACUUAUCUUAUUUGUUGAAUGGGACGACGCCGUCCUACUCCGACACUCAUUUUCCGUCUUCCUCAUCUUCCACGUCAUCCACCACCGUAGAGCACGGAGGCCGCAACGAGUUUCUUGAGCCUCAAGCUAACUCUACAAGUGAAAGAAGAGAAAUGGAUCUGAUAGAGAUGCUCUCUGGUGUGAAGCUGUUGGAACAGGUGUGA